UGCUGGGCCUGCCCGAGGCCCGGCCGUGCCUCCUCCUGGAUGUGGGCUGUGGCUCUGGGCUGAGUGGGGAUUACAUCUCUGAAGAGGGUCACUACUGGAUUGGCAUGGACAUCAGCCCUGCCAUGCUGGAUGUGGGCCAUGGCAUUCCCUUCAGACCUGGCAUGUUUGAUGGCUGUAUCAGUAUCUCUGCAGUGCAGUGGCUCUGCAAUGCUGACAAGAAAUCCCACAGCCCUCCAAAGCGCCUCUAUAAGUUCUUCUCAACUCUUUAUGCUGCCCUGGCCCGAGGAUCCAGAGCUGUCCUGCAGCUGUACCCUGAGAACUCAGAACAGCUGGAGCUCAUUACAGCCCAGGCCAUGAGAGCUGGCUUUACUGGGGGGAUGGUGGUGGAUUACCCCAACAGUGCCAAAGCCAAGAAGUUCUUCCUUUGUCUCUUCGUUGGAACACCUGGCACGUUACCGAAGGGCCUUGGUACUGAAUGUGCUGAUGGAGAAGAGAUACAGCAGGCCAAGUUCACCAACAAGAGGACACGGUUCACAAACAUGAAGGGCAAGUCUGUGAAGAAGAGCCGGGACUGGAUCCUUGAGAAGAAGGAGCGUAGACGACGACAGGGCAAGGAAGUGCGAGCGGACACCAAAUACACGGGUCGGAAGCGCCGCCCUCGUUUCUGA
This is a messenger RNA of Chaetura pelagica (chimney swift), 668 nucleotides long. It is a transcript of the gene BUD23, whose product is annotated as Williams Beuren syndrome chromosome region 22. The record is from RefSeq and is a predicted model, not a curated record. Bases 105 to 668 code for a protein of 187 amino acids. Gene Ontology annotation, biological process: rRNA (guanine-N7)-methylation. Gene Ontology annotation, molecular function: rRNA (guanine) methyltransferase activity. NCBI's taxonomy places the organism in Eukaryota, Metazoa, Chordata, Aves, Apodiformes, Apodidae. Gene Ontology annotation, cellular component: nucleolus. The transcript is spliced from 10 exons.